Molecule: messenger RNA, 1037 nt
Organism: Selaginella moellendorffii
Lineage: Eukaryota; Viridiplantae; Streptophyta; Lycopodiopsida; Selaginellales; Selaginellaceae
Exons: 5
Coding region: 363-1037 (224 amino acids)
Molecular function (GO): acyltransferase activity, transferring groups other than amino-acyl groups
Source: RefSeq, a predicted model, not a curated record
UGGUGGUGUCUUCCAAUCACCGUAACAAGAAGAUUGCGAUAAGACUCAUGAAGAAUGCAAUGGGUGCUAUCCCUGCGGCUGUGGGGCUUAUCACAAGCCAUCCAUUUGCGGUUCGCUCGCUAGAAAGGGCGACAGGGAAGCGUGUUUCUCCAGAUAUGGUCGUCGUGUAUGGCCCAGCGAUGAUGAAGGCUUCUGGAGUGCCUUACCUGCAAGGCCUGCCGAUGGCUUCGUGGACACCCAAUUCUUUGCGGAUCACAGCGAGGUGCUCGACUUGCUAGCCAAGAUGCCGGACUGGAGUUUAGGAGCACUGGAAGAGGGAAAGGAGUUCGUGGCGGUCGUCUUACCGUUUGAAAAGUAAAGGGAUGUGUAGCUUUAGGGCUUUCAUGUCCAUGGAGUUUCGUCUUGCGUCGACUCUCUCUGACGAGCUCGCGGUGCAGUGCGCGAAGCUCUUCUCCACGUCGUAUGGAGUUUGGGGAAGAGGAGCGCCGCCGGAUCGUGUUGGUAAGCGAGCCAAGAUGAGCGUCUCAUGGAUGCGCAGGGAGAUCUUCUUCGACGACCGCUGCUUUGUUUCUCUGGCGCUCCUAGAGAACAAGGUGAUUGGGCAAGCGUUUUGCCGGCGUUUUUGGUAUGGGCCUCUUCAAGGGGACGUGGUGUGGAUUAUACAACUUGUCGUAAAUCCUUUGUUUCGACACCAAGGAGUGGCAACCAAGCUGAUCAAGCGUGCGCUGGAUGGGCCAUCGGAUGUCGCUGCCGGGCUUGUGUCCAGUCAUCCAUACGCGAUUCGUGCACUGGAAUCGGCCACGAACACACGAGUUGAUCCAAGCUUUCUCACACAACAUGCUGUGGGCAUCAUCCGUUCAUCGCAAGUACCUUACAUCCACAAGCGAGAAAUUACCGGCUUCAGGAUAAACACGGAAUUCUUCGUAGAUCACACUGAAGUGAAUGCCAUACGCGACGGCGACCCGGAUUGGAAGCUCGGCUCCCUUGAAGACGGGGAGGAAAUCGUUGGUAUUUGUGCGCCAUUGAAUCUCAAGUAG